AUGGUUUCGCGGGGUUCGGGGAGCGGGAUUCACAUAAGAUUGAGGACUGCGGCGAGUCCUAGCGCUCACCGCCAUCUCGCAAUCUUCGUGUCUGCUUCUCGUCUUGACUGUCAAUCAUACUGCUCCCACCCUCUUAAAUCUCUCCACGCGCAAGCUCUCAUCAUGGUUCCUGCAAGAAUCUGGCUAUCAUUCAAGAACAAUCUCUCUGAUGUUCAAACCGAUGGGCUUGUGUUUGUUAAUGACCUCGUCCACGCCGCAAAAAAAGACUUCUCGCGUUCCCUGCGAGCCUACGACACCUCGGAUAUCACCCUGCAUACCGCUGAACACGCAGAGCCGCUCACUUCACACUCACGCCUUGCAGAACACGCCGAACAACUCUCCGCUUGUGGCCUCCCGGAGACUCCUCUUAUCAUCAAAGUCAAAUCCAAUGUUGAAGAGGACAUUGUACGCUUCUGGAAGGCUCUACCAGAGGCCACUUUGGUUGUCGACGGGGAGAUGGAAUAUCUGGAGCUCAAAGAAUCGACGUAUGUACUCGGAAGACAAGAUCUGGGUCACCGCCUCCUCGUGCGCCCAGUUUACAAAGAGCUCUGCGAGCAUUUUGAGCAGAAGAGCUCAUGCAACAAAUGGGUCGUUGCCGGUACUCCCGGGAUCGGAAAAACCAUCUUUUCCGCUUACUGCAUGUGGAUCGCUGCGUGCAAGAAAAAAACGGUGGUUUGGGAGCCUUUCCGAUUUCCAGAAAAUAAUCCUCUUAAGAGCUAUUUGAUGACAUCAGGCGGUGUUGAACUGGUAGAUAAUAAGACUUCCGACCUUGCCAACGCUCUCAACAAUCCUGAAACGGUAUACAUCAUCGAUGGCAAAGCUCUACCCAUGUGCGGUGCAUGGACUCUCCACCUCACCCCUCCGCAUUUACACCGACCACUCAGACAACUGGGCUUCACGAUCUUGUACAUGGGACCUUGGGAUUGGGAAGAAAUGGAACAUUGCAAAGCCAUUCUCUAUCCAAAUGAAGAAAUCUUACCUACUAAGCUCAUGGAUCGGCUGUUUGAUUGGUACGGCGGUGUGCCAAGAUACGUUCUCGAGUUAGCCUCAGCUCGAUUGAAAGCACUUGAUGGAAACGAGGAGGCUGUGUUGCAAGAAAUGGUAGCCAAAGUCAAACUAGCUCUUGACCAAAGUUCACCAUUUGAAUUUUUCCAAGCACUUCAGGCCGCAUCGAUUUCCGGAGAUCAUCCGCAUCUUGUGAUCCAUAUCCAACGUCAUCCCAGUGGAAAUCUGGAUCAGUUUCAUCUACGAUGGGCAUCACAUCAAACUCGGACGGUAAUGGAGAAAGUAAUGGCGCAGGAAAUUCGCUCGGGCAGCUCUUGCGGCAAAAUGCUUAUGAGGGUAAUGGCUGGCGAAUCCUGAUUAUAAGCACCUGUCCUUGUCUCAUGCGCUGCUUGAGGUUUUGUGUGUCAUGAAGAAGAGGAAGUUAGCCAAGGUCUUAAAUCAUGAAAUCUAUCUAUUCCACUCGGUGCCCUCACCUUCUAUUCAAGCUGUACAAUCCGUUGAUAGCAUCACUCCACCAGCAUCAUCAAGUCAGAAAGCUUAGAAUACCAUUCUCCAAUUUUAUCAGAAAGCAGCAAAACAAAACUUCUUGUUGGAUGGCUUGCAAUCAAAAUAGUCACACCUAUUGUGUGACAUUCUGCACUAGA
This is a messenger RNA of Puccinia graminis f. sp. tritici CRL 75-36-700-3, 1688 nucleotides long. RefSeq lists its product as uncharacterized. The transcript is spliced from 5 exons. Bases 1 to 1401 code for a protein of 466 amino acids. The record is from RefSeq and is a predicted model, not a curated record. Lineage: Eukaryota; Fungi; Basidiomycota; Pucciniomycetes; Pucciniales; Pucciniaceae.